Messenger RNA from Notolabrus celidotus (New Zealand spotty), 585 nucleotides. It is a transcript of the gene syce3, whose product is annotated as synaptonemal complex central element protein 3. Gene Ontology annotation, biological process: spermatogenesis; reciprocal meiotic recombination; synaptonemal complex assembly. The transcript has 3 exons. The record is from RefSeq and is a predicted model, not a curated record. NCBI's taxonomy places the organism in Eukaryota, Metazoa, Chordata, Actinopteri, Labriformes, Labridae. Bases 1 to 288 code for a protein of 95 amino acids.
AUGGAAGAACGUUGCGUCAUCACGUUUUCUCCCACGGACAGCUGCGACAACGUUGAGUUCAACAGUGACGUGGAGCGGAUGAUCGAAAACGUGGAGAAUAUAUCAGUGCAGCUGACCUGGAUGAAUUAUGACAUGGUGGCGCUGCGGACUAGUCCAGAGCUCGGGUCCAUUAUGCAGAAGCUGGAGGAAGCCUUUAACAGAUGCAGAGCUGCUGUGUACAGAGACGAGCAGCUAGAGAGUAGUGAAAAUCCUGAUUCUACUGGCACAGCACUUAAUCACCAGAUGUGACAAAUCAUUAGAGCUGUUAGUUCACAAGAGCAGUGCAUGGAAAUUAAGUGGAGGUUGGUUGAUACAGUCCAUACAGGAAGCUGUAUUUCCUUUGCGUGUUUGAGCAACUUUUGCAAGUUCUAGAGCAUAUUUUAUUCACUCAAUGCAUUUGAAACAUUUCUUACGAUGAUGCGCAGCCAAGACUGCAGCUUUCUAAGUGUUGUUUAUAUAAGCAUGCUAUCUUUUUUUGCUUCAUAUGUCAAGAGUUCUUAUUCAUUAAACCUAUGUUAUUUAAUAAAACAGUGAGAUAAGAUGAAA